Ipomoea triloba (trilobed morning glory) is the source of this 611-nucleotide messenger RNA. Its product is annotated as transcription factor bHLH162-like. The coding region runs from base 19 to 465 and encodes 148 amino acids. Gene Ontology annotation, cellular component: RNA polymerase II transcription regulator complex. Gene Ontology annotation, biological process: regulation of transcription by RNA polymerase II. NCBI's taxonomy places the organism in Eukaryota, Viridiplantae, Streptophyta, Magnoliopsida, Solanales, Convolvulaceae. Gene Ontology annotation, molecular function: RNA polymerase II transcription regulatory region sequence-specific DNA binding; protein dimerization activity; DNA-binding transcription factor activity, RNA polymerase II-specific. The record is from RefSeq and is a predicted model, not a curated record. The transcript has 3 exons.
UCUGAUCAAGCAAAAAACAUGCAGCCCAACUGCAGUAGUUUACCGCCACCCAGACCUCUCCGGCAUUUGGCGGAGAAACAUCGGCGGCAGCAAAUGAAAGGCCUUAAUCGUCGCCUCGCCUCUCUCGUCCCCCAUGAAAAAUCUCUAGAAAAAUCUCCGGCCAUUGACGUGUUGGAUCAUGCCACUAACUACAUCAAACAACUAGAGAACAACGUUAAUGAGCUGAAAGCAAGAAAGGAUAACCUACAAUUACCAGUCGUAAUGGACGUGAAUGAAAGUAAGAGAGGUGAAAGUUUGGAGAUAAAUAUAGUGUGUGGAUUGGAGAAGAAGAUGAGUGCAACCAACUCCACUGUGGGUCUCAAGAUCUACCAUACAAUUCUUUGCAAGGCAUUUUCACCCAGAAUUGGAAUGGAUACCAUUCGAGUGCAAGAACGGUUGAAGAACUUUAUUUGUGACCUUGGAUGAUUUUGAAGAAUAAUGAGCAAGAGAGGACGCCAUGUUGCAGAUUUUUUGUAAUCAUUGUAUAUAUACUCCCUUGUUUAAUUUUAUCUCUCGUACUUACUUUUCAUUUGUCACACUAUCAUCGUCAAAUAAACUCUUUUUAUUGUUUA